CACGACUUUUGCCAGCCGUCUUUCCCACACACACAUCCUGCCCUGAAGUUUCCCUCAUGAUUCUCUCAUCCAAGAAGUUACCCGAGCUCUGGGACUACUUUCUGAUUUACGUCUCCGGAGCCUUAGAGUUUAAUCCUGACUGCAACGACAUAGACCUGGGACUGUUUCCCCUCAGGAUGAACCCCACCAUUAAGACCAGGACAUUAAUGGGUCCUUACGGAGUAGACAGAGCUGUUCAUUCCAUGGAGUUCACUGACUGUGAGAAUGGCCUGGGGAUCAAAGUGAUUGGUGGAGUGAAGGAGCAGACCGGGGAGGAGUUUGGAGUCUACGUCAAACGGAUCUUACCAGGAGGCCUUGCAUCGAACGAUGGAAACCUGUUGCCGGGGGACCAGAUCUUGGAGGUGAACGGGGACAGUCUUGUAGGAGUCACAAGUGAAAGAGCUGUGGACGUCUUGAGAGCAGCUUCUGCAACCAAUCACAUGCGCCUCCUCAUAGCCAGAGAUGAGGAAGCAAAGAGAGAGUUUGCUGAGUUGCUGGAGAAGUACGGCUCUAAUGGAAGCACAGGAUCCACUCGCAACUCCCCCAUUCAGCAAGCCACGCUGACAUGUCAGAAAUUCCCCCAGACGUCAGAGGGCCGGUCAGGAGGAGCUGAUGGGGCCGUGACCGGCCCUUGUUCCUCCCUGUACACUGCAGCACGGCACAUGGCGCCGGACGAAGCUGAAAUUCAGUCCGACCCUAAAACGAAUCAUGCGGCUCAAGAACCUGGAGGCCGCUACCUGGAGAGCACUUCCUCUGGCUCCUCGUCCCGCUCCCAGAGUCCUUUGCUGCUGAGCCCAGCUGGCACUCAGAACAUGUACAACACAAGCGGGCCCAUGCUGCGCUCCCUCAGUCAUCCAGGGGAAGGAGUGAUUCAGCUGAUCUCAGUGGCGCGAUCCAGCAGUCUGGGCAUCACCAUCGGAGGAGGCUCCAACAAACCUGACGGCCCCGCGGUCUUCAUCCAGGAGGUGCUGUCAGGAGGAGACUGUCACCGGGAUGGACGUCUGCGGCCUGGAGAUCAGCUCAUUGCUGUUAACAAGGAGUCCUUGAUAGGUGUGACCCACGAGGAGGCCAAGAGCAUGCUGAACAAAGUCAAAUUCAGCCAGGAGAGUGUUGUGGAGAUAGCCUUCAUCCCGGGGAAAGGACUUUUUCCGAGCAGCACAUCUCUCCACAACGGGGUGCAGCGGGCUGCAGGCAACAGCUACAACUCCGGACGCUUAAAAGUCCACAUCAGAUCUCCUGAGAUGUGUGCAGAGGAGCCAGCCCCGGUGUCCUCUCCGUCACCUGACAUCUGCCCUCCAGAUAUUCAUAUUUCAGGUUCCACAAGUCAGAGUUCGCCAACUGGGGCCAAACCUAAGAUAACACUGGACCCCUACAUCCGCCUCAAAUCAGACAAGUUAGACUUGGCUUUGACCUUCCUCGGUUUGGAUGUCACAGAAGAAAAGAGGAAGAAACUGAGACAAAGCCUGACCGCAGACCCACAAGGCACUGUGGCCUAUGGAGACUUCGUGGAGGCCACCCGCAACAUCUUCCAGGAGAACCUGGAGGAGCUGGGUUUGGGGGCAGAUCCCUUCAUGUUCUCCUAUCACGAAGCAGCCAGUUUGAUGGACACAUCCGCCUUCCACUCCCCCACGUAUGAAUCAGAGUGCAGCUACAGCAGCGAGGAGAUGGAGCAGUUUCAGACGGAGGUGAAGCAGCUGCACACCCAGAUGAAGCAGCUCAAGGUGAUGCUGAAGGACAUGGAGCACAGCAAGAAGACUCUGGAGGAGGAGCUGCAGAAGACCUCAGAGAAAGCAGGUCUGACUGUGGAGGAGAACGCCCGUCUGAAGACCCGUCUGCAGGCAGCUGAGGCCGAGGCCGGGCAGCGGCAGGCGGGGGGGCAGGCCGGGGGGCAGGCGGGUGGGCAGCGGCAGGCCAGCAGUGCUGAGCAGGACUAUGAGGAGGUGAUACAGCUGCUGGAGGCUGAGAUCAGAGACCUGAAGAACCAGCUGACCAGCAAGAGGCAAGCCCGAGGACUGGAGUCCACUAAGGAGGAUGUGCAGGAGCUCAACAGGAGGAUGACUACUAUCGACGGCCAGCUGAGGAAGUCUGAGCAGAGCAGGAAACACCUGGAGGUCUCCAACAAGAAGCUGCUGGGUUUCGCUCAGAACGUCCACAAAGUGCUGACCACACCCAGCCUGUUUGGAGGAGAAGGCGGGAGCAGCAGGUCCUCUCCAGCCACCGACAGCCCAGACACCCCCUCCCCCCUACCUGACACCGCCUUCCAACUGGCUGUGGAGGCCAAGGAGCUGGUGGCAGGAGUAAGCGCCCCCCCGGAUGACCAAGUGUUGGAGGCAGCAUCAGCCCCAGAUGCCUCCCCUCCUCACAUGUGAGAGCAGCACAGAGCCAGAGAGCAUUGUGGGAGGACCGGGGGCAGGCUGAACCCAACAGACUGGACACACCAGACCAUCCUCUCUGCAGCCCAUCCAGACCCCCUGAGAUGGAACAGCCCAUGUUUAAUGCCAAAGCCUGCCUGCACUGAAAAUGAGUGUCUUGUUUUGAAAUAUUACAGAGGGGUCCGCAGCAGGGGGGUGUGGCACUCUUUUCAUUUGUUCAUAAUAUCUGUACAGGAGUCUCUGUGAGAAGUGCUCUGCCAAAUAUAACGUCAGCCGGAUUUCUGCAGGUGACUCUGACAGCAGGUGGUGUUGGGGGGGCUGCAUGUCCGAGCCCACAACACACACACGCUGCUGUAAACCUUGUAGAUACUCCUCCCGCACCACUUUUCUAACCUGCCCCCACACCCAAAUUCACUCCAGGGAUUGCAUGUAAAGGACUCGUCAGCUUGGAGAGGACGAUCCACCGCUGGUCUGUUCAAAGAGUGUCCCUCUGUCCUGAUACCUGUCUUCAUCAGAACAGUGAGCAAAAAGUAAAAUACAGCGGUCCCUGUCUCCUCCUCCUCCUCAUGCCCCUGUUCAUUAAAGAAAGGUAGAGUGUGGAGAGACCAGGGACUGGAGCAGAGUGUGUGGCUUCAUACUGCAUGGUUGCUGUGGAUGUGUGUGAGCUGCUGUGUAAACCUGUGUUUGGUAGUCACACAUCAUAGGCUACACGUGGAACAUACAUCUGAUUUAUAAGGACGGCUUUUAAAGAUACGGAGCUGUCCUGUACUUCAACAAGAUGUGUCUCUGAUGUGGCCUCAUAUCUUUCUGUUACUGUUUUAUAAUAAACGACUAACUGCUGAGU
Messenger RNA from Eleginops maclovinus (Patagonian blennie), 3255 nucleotides. RefSeq names its product syntaxin-binding protein 4. The transcript has 22 exons. Gene Ontology annotation, molecular function: protein binding. NCBI's taxonomy places the organism in Eukaryota, Metazoa, Chordata, Actinopteri, Perciformes, Eleginopidae. The record is from RefSeq and is a predicted model, not a curated record. The coding region runs from base 57 to 2408 and encodes 783 amino acids.